UAUGAAUCUCACAGUUUUUGAAAUCUUUGCUUAAAUCAAAGGAUUAUAUACAUGUAAAUCAUUUUAAUUAUUGUAGAGUAAAAUUUAGAAGAAUUUCAUCAAAGAUUUAAAGGAGAUGAUGAAUUCAAAAAAAUUGGAAGAUAAACUAAAAUUUAAAAAAGUUAGCUAGAUAGUUUGGAGGACAAGACAGCUUUGUUAAACAAACUAAAAAAGAUAAUUACUGAUUGUAAAACAGCAAAUAAAGAGGCUAUGUUAUCAGCAAAGAAAUUUGAGAUAGCUACACAAGAAAAAGAAAAAGGUAAUUGUAACAAUUUAAAUAAAAGUUUUUAAUGAAAAUUAAAGAUUGAAGAAUCAAAUUAAAACAUUAGAUGUUUUUAGAAAUACUUAAACUAAUCAAUUAAAUGAUUAUUAAGAAAAAUACAACAAAGUAGUUGAGGAAGAAAAAUUAAAGAAAACAGAAUUAGUUGAAGGAUUCUAAUAAGAAAUUAAAGAUAUUUCAACUAAAAUGGAAGAAGUCUCUAAUGCUAAACAUAAAAGUUAAGCUGAGAAUGAAGCUUUAAAAGAAAAAAUGAAAGAAAUUUAAGAACAUGUUGAAAAAAGAGAUAAAAUCUUUGAUGAAGAAUUAAAUAAAUUAGGUAAUAUUAUACAUUAAUUUUAUUAAAGAAUCAUAAAGAAAAGAAAGAGAAACUAAAAUAUUUGAAUAAAUUACAAAUAUAAGUUAAUCUUUAGGUUCAACUGAUAAUUCAGAAGAUUAAUUAUAAAAAAUAAAAGAUGAAGAAGCAUUAGUAGAUGCUCAUUUGAAUCCAUAUCUAUAAAAAGCAGAGGAAUUCCAAUAAAUUAUUGAAAAAACAAAUCAAUAAUUUAAUUUAUACAAAGCUGAAACAGAAAAAGUAUUCUAUUUUCAUAUAUAUAGCUUGCAUAAUCAUGUAGAACUUUUGAAUAGAAAUCUUAAGCUUGUUAAAGAAAAUGUGAGAAAUCUGAUAUUUACAUUGUAGAAUAAGCUAAAGAAGUAUAUAAUAUAUUUAUAUUCUUAGCAUUUAACACUCUAAAAUUAAUUCAAACAAAAAUAAGAGUAAAUCAAUUCAUUAUUAACACUAAAGUAAACAUUAUAAAGUGGUUUAUUAUGA
Paramecium pentaurelia is the source of this 1127-nucleotide messenger RNA. The record is from the annotation of a GenBank genome assembly. NCBI's taxonomy places the organism in Eukaryota, Ciliophora, Oligohymenophorea, Peniculida, Parameciidae.